AUGGCGACCAAAGGGGCAACUGAAAAUGUUAUCGAUCAGCCGCUCGAUACAACGUCGGAGUCUCUCGGGAAAGACAUUGAAACCUCACGGUCAGUCCCAGGAAAAGAAGAUGUGGCGGCUGUCUUCGCCAACUACUUCAAUGGCCACGAUAGCUAUUCGGAAGAGGAAGCCAAGCGACUACGAUGGAAGCUGGACGUGCGCCUCAUUCCCAUACUGUGGUUCAAUAUCCUCCUGCCAGCCAUGGAUAAAGUCAGCCAUGCCAAAGCAGCCGUCUAUGGUCUGCAAGAGGAUCUCAACCUUGUGGGCGAUCAAUACAGCUGGAUAGGAUCGAUCUUCUAUUUCGGGUACAUGCUAUGGUGCUUCCCAUCAGCAACUAUUCUACAGAAGCUGCCUCUGGCAAAGACAAUCGGCUUCGCCAUGCUACUAUGGAGUUUCGUGUUGAUCGGGAUGGGUUUCGUCACUUCCUUCUCGCAAUUACUCGCAUGCCGAUUCCUUCUGGGUCUUUUGGAGGCUCCCGUUGUUCCUGGGAAUAUGCUCAUCAUGGCCAUGUGGUAUACUAGAGCCGAACAAACACUGCGCUAUGGCUUGAUGUACACCGGCCUUUCAACGAUCUUCACAGGUCUCAUUGGCUGGGCUAUUGGAUAUAUAAGGACCGACAAGUUCUACAUCUGGCAAAGUUUCUUCUGGAUCUGUGGCGUCAUGACCUUUGUCUAUGCCUUAGUUGUUCUAUGGCUCCUCCCUGACAGUCCGGUCAAAGCUAAAUUCAUUAACGAGAGACAAAAGGCCAUUGCCAUUGACCGUGUACGAGCCAAUCAAACUGGAAUCGAGAACCGCAAGUUCAAGAGAGCACAGCUGCUGGAGGCCUUCAUGGAUGUUCGAGUCUGGCUGAUGGUGCUCUUCAAUCUGUGGAUCAGCAUUCCCAACGGUGGUCUGACGAACUUUUCCGCCCUCAUUAUCCAAGGUUUGGGCUACAGUGGACAAGUUGCUUCCCUGUUGACCAUUCCUAACGGUAUUUCUCAGACCAUUUCCAGUUAUGCGUGCAAUUGGGGCGUCUUCUUUCUCCUCAGAAAGAAUCCCAAGCUUCAAGUCCGUGGCGCCUCCAUUAUACUCGGAUGCAUUCCGGGGUUGAUCGGUACAGUGCUGCUUUAUACGCUACCAACUGACGCAUACAUCGGUCGACUUGUGUCCAUGUGGGUGGGCUACUUCUACCUCGGUCCUUACAUUGUCGCCCUGAGUCUUAUUGGUGCCAACACAGCUGGACACACAAAAAAGGUCACCGUCAACGCCAUGAUGUUCAUUUCCUACUGCGUGUCGAACAUCAUCGGCCCGAUGUUCUUCAAAUCUGGACAAGCACCACUAUACCCUCUCGGAAUCGCUGCCAUUCUGGUCGCUUACGGUUUGGCCAUCAUUACUAUUGGGAUCUACAUGUUCGUUUGCCACAAGGAGAACAUGCGACGCGAUGCACUAGACAGCGCAGCUGGUGAGACGGUCCAUCUCGAUACAGACUUCAAGGACAAGACCGACAAGGAGAACCUGCACUUCCGGUAUGUCUGGUGA
Messenger RNA from Cyphellophora europaea CBS 101466, 1557 nucleotides. RefSeq lists its product as uncharacterized. Gene Ontology annotation, biological process: transmembrane transport. The transcript is spliced from 5 exons. Gene Ontology annotation, molecular function: transmembrane transporter activity. The coding region runs from base 1 to 1557 and encodes 518 amino acids. The record is from RefSeq and is a predicted model, not a curated record. Gene Ontology annotation, cellular component: membrane. Lineage: Eukaryota; Fungi; Ascomycota; Eurotiomycetes; Chaetothyriales; Cyphellophoraceae.